Messenger RNA from Linum trigynum, 1648 nucleotides. The record is from the annotation of a GenBank genome assembly. NCBI's taxonomy places the organism in Eukaryota, Viridiplantae, Streptophyta, Magnoliopsida, Malpighiales, Linaceae.
CCCCGAAUUGGCAAACAUCAAACGUUACUAAUUAAGAUCCCUAGCCAAACCUCAAAAUGACGUCCCAUUCUAACAAAUUGUUCAUUACUCCCAUUGUCCUCGUCACCCUGAUCUCCAUCUCCUACCACAUCUCAAACGCCGCAGAUUUCUGCGUGGCAGAUUUCGAUAUCGGAUUUCAGACCCCAAGUGGAUACCCUUGCAAGAACUUGUCUUUGGUCAGCGCUAGCGACUUUAAAUACUCUGGCCUCGUCACCGGCGGCAGCACCGCGAACAUGAACAAAGUAAGCAUCAUUCGUGCUUUCGUCCAACAGUUUCCGGGCCUGAAUGGGCUAGGCAUGGGAGCGGGCCGGCUGGACAUCGUGCCGGGAGGUGCCAUCUCGGCCCACACUCACUGGUACGCGUCGGAGAUGAUCUACGUGGUGGAGGGGACCGUCACCGCAGGGUUCGUCUCCGGCGUGGCCACCAAUACCGUGUACCUCAACAAGCUGAGCAAAGGAGAGAUUAUGAUCUUCCCACAAGGAUUGGUUCACUUCCAGGUCAACACCGGGACCGACACCGCCGUCGUUUUGGCUACGUAUGGGAGUGAGGAUCCGGGCACUCAGAUCAUUAGCCCGGCCUUGUUUGGCAACAAUCUGCCGUCUUUCCUUGUUGAGAAAGCUACCAAUAUUGAUGAGGCUGAAGUGAAGAAGCUCAAGGCCCUUCUUGGCGGCUCUGGCUAGCUACAACAAUUAAGUGGCGUGCGUGACGUGAUCAUCAUCGUAUAAUCAAGAGAAAUAAUAUUUGAUGUAAUAUAAAUAAGCGGUUGAAAGAUGAAUAAUGAUGUAAUAUUGAUGAAGUAAAUGUUGAUGAUCCUACGCCCUAUGUUUAUUUCGUAGUCGUGGGUUGAUCAAUAGACUGAUGAAAAGAAUUUCUCUUCAUUUUCUUAUGGAGAUCAUGAAAUAAAGCUCCUAACGGUAAUAUUAACAAGGGUCAACUCAACUAGGGACCAAAGGUGUUUGAUAUGAUUUUGUGGUUGAAUAGUAUGGUGUAAUCCCGAAAACCCUAUCUCUCAACUAGCUACAACCAAGCCCUACCCAAAAAACUAGCUCCGAAACUAAGUCGACAAGGGAAUUCGUAAUUGGUCUGAGAUCGUUUCUAUUAGAACGGAUUGAGCAAUCGACAAUGCAAGACAACAAAGAAAACAUAAAUUUACGCAGUUCACACUAAAAUGAUGUGUGUUGGCCAUGUUCACGGAUAUGAGAAAGCAGUUUCACUAUAGGUAAAGAAAGACAAAUUAUAGAGAUUAAGAAGGCAUAUACCUUUUCCAUAUGGUAUAACUUAAUCCAAUCGAAACCAUCGUGACUUCAAUUCGACGAUAGAUAAUCUGUUUUCAAGUCAUAUUUGUGUUUUUCGUUUGAGUUUUUACUUUUUAGGGAUUCCUCUAAGGACUUAGGUCUUCGUGAAGUAAUGAAAGGACUAAAGUUACUCUACCUGUGAAUUGUUUUAACUUUUCCAUUGAAAAUAGUUUUUAUAAAUUAUUUGAAUGUGUCCAUAUAAUAAAAAGACAAAAAAAGAUAAAGACUAAAACAUAAGAAUAGACUCAUUAUUUAAUGGGUUAAUACCUUAUUCUAUGGAUUAUUUAAUGGGUUAAUAAAUUAUUUGAAUAUGA